Alosa alosa (allis shad) is the source of this 1518-nucleotide messenger RNA. RefSeq names its product cathepsin O (gene ctso). The record is from RefSeq and is a predicted model, not a curated record. Gene Ontology annotation, molecular function: cysteine-type endopeptidase activity. Lineage: Eukaryota; Metazoa; Chordata; Actinopteri; Clupeiformes; Clupeidae. The transcript has 8 exons. Bases 127 to 1158 code for a protein of 343 amino acids. Gene Ontology annotation, cellular component: lysosome.
GAAUGUCGAAUCGUGUGUAAUGCCAGUGUCAAUAUAAUUACGUCUGCCUGCUUCUCGGUUGUAAUACUCCAUAAUACGCCAUUAAAUUCACUUAAAGCAGUGUAAAUUAUGCGGAAUUUCUGUUAAAUGGAAAUGUUCAUUUUGUUUUUGUUUUUGUACCAGAGGGUCGAUUUCACAGCAGGAAAUGACCAACUCUCAGAAUCUGAAGGAACUGAAACCAAACACAACUCGUCAUUUUACUUGAAUCUACUCAGCAAGAGAUUCCAGCACACGUACGCCAGUCUGGAAGAGUAUACACAAGUCAGACUCAAUUUCGAAAACUCUCUCAAGAGGCACACAUUUUUGAACACAAAGCCUAGGGAAGCCAGCAACAGCUCGGCCAGAUAUGGUGUGAAUCAGUUCUCGCAUUUAUCUCCGCAUCAGUUCAGAGACCUGUACUUGCGAGCCAAGGCUGAGGUUGUCCCUCCCUUUAACAUCAGCAGUCUGAAUCACAGCAGCCAUGUGGCCAGAGAGCUGCCUGCCCGCUUCGACUGGCGUGACGAGGGGAAAGUGGGGCCGGUGCAGAACCAGGGAACGUGCGGGGGCUGUUGGGCCUUCAGCAUCGUCGGGGCGACCGAGUCGGUCAGAGCCAAAGAUGGCCAUCCCCUUGAGGAGCUAAGUGUCCAACAGGUCAUCGAUUGCUCGUACAAGGACCAGGGCUGUGAUGGGGGCUCCCCAGUCCGAGCCCUCGCCUGGCUGAAGGAGACCCAGGAGAAGCUGGUGAAGAAGCUUGACUACCCUUAUAAAGGAGAGUCUGGAUUGUGCCAUUUCUUUGCCCAGUCCCACAGUGGUGUGGCAGUGAACGGUUUCAAGGCACAGGACCUCAGUGAUGAGGAAGACCUCAUGAAGCAGUGGCUGGUGGACUACGGGCCUCUGGUGGUCACGGUAGAUGCGAUGAGCUGGCAAGACUAUCUGGGCGGAGUCAUCCAGCAUCACUGCUCCAGCCGCAGUGCCAACCAUGCAGUACAGGUCACUGGAUACGACACCACAGGCGAUGUGCCGUACUGGAUUGUGCGUAACUCCUGGGGCACUUCCUGGGGCGUGGAUGGUUAUGUGCACAUCAGGAUCGGCGGCAACCUAUGUGGUAUCGCGGACACCGUGGCGGCUGUGUUUGUGUGAGGGGUUGUGUGUGUGAGAUAGUGGUCCAAAGGGAUAGUUAACCACCAAACUGUGUUUGUGUGAGGGGUUGUGUGUGUGAGAUAGUGGUCCAAAGGGAUAGUGAACCAUCAAACUUGGCACUUCAUCAAAGGGAUCAAAUGUCACUGUACUCCGCCUGGUAUGAAGCACUUGAAGUUCAUUUUUGGCAUAUUUAAUGGGUUAAGGGGGAACAGCACCAGCACAUGAUGAAGGGAGGUCUACAGGAUUAUGUCUCUGUGUGGCAGUAUGUCUUAAUAAACCAUCAUCCUUGGUGAGGAAAGUGGGUAAAGAUGAUACAGUUUUCAUAAUUUCUUAGACAAUGUCAAAAGUUACAGAAUAGUU